AUGGCCAGCAAAGUCACUGCUAAGCCUGGCUACAUGCUGUCUCGUGGCUUUUCUGCUAACACGAGCAUCUGGCUUAUUGAGAUAGCUCGUGAACUGCCCCAUACAGUUCAUCUUGACGGUAUAGAUAUAAACUUCGGACAAUGUCCCCCAAAAGAGUGGCUCGCCGAAAAUAUUACAUGGGUCACGCAGGACAUCUUUUCAGAUCCUCCUGCAGAGCUGCGAGAGAAAUAUGAUGUGAUCCAUGUGCAAUUAUUCAUAACGCUGAUCCGAGAUGGAAAUCCUGUACCGAUGUUGAAGAACUUGAUCAAAAUGCUUAAGCCAGGAGGCUACAUAUCCUGGGGUGAGUGGGACGUUGCUACAUGGGAAGUCAUCCGCGCCCCUUCCGCUUCAUCGCAAACGAACGGAGAGCUAGAAGAGCUCAAAGAGUACACCUCUACGCUGGGAAAAACAAGACCUGGUCCAAGUUUCAUCAGUAGUGGGUUCAAUGGUGUCUCGAAAGUCAUCGUCGAUCGGCAAAAGUUCUCAACAGAGAUUGCCACAUUGUUACUAGAUACCUGGAUAAUGGCGAGCCAAGAGAUUGCAGCCAAUGUUCUGGAUGGCUUGGGAGGUGGUCAGGGAGAUGUUGCGAGGGCAUUGAUUGAGGAGGUGGGAAGGAACCGGGGAAAUACAGCGUUCAAUUUGGAGAGAGUAGUCACUAUUGGCAGAAAACCGCUUGAUUAA
This is a messenger RNA of Glarea lozoyensis ATCC 20868, 720 nucleotides long. Its product is annotated as S-adenosyl-L-methionine-dependent methyltransferase. The coding region runs from base 1 to 720 and encodes 239 amino acids. The transcript has 4 exons. The record is from RefSeq and is a predicted model, not a curated record. Lineage: Eukaryota; Fungi; Ascomycota; Leotiomycetes; Helotiales; Helotiaceae.